ACCCUACGAAAGACCUCACAACAUCACCCAUCUCUCUCUCUCUCUCCCCCACUCUCUCUCAAGCCAAAAUAUAAGCCAAAGUAUAAGCCAAAGUAUAGAGCAAUCAUGGCCCAUGAAGGUGGAGGUCCUAGUGCUUCCUCCAUGGUGGUGCUCGUGAGCUUGCUGCUGAUGGCUGCCGCUUCGCCCGCAGCUGGGAACUUCUACCAGGACUUCGACCUGACGUGGGGUGGCAGCGACCGCGCCAAGAUCUUCAGCGGGGGUCAGCUCCUGUCGCUGUCCCUCGACAGAGUGUCGGGGUCGGGCUUCCGGUCCAAGAAGGAGUACCUGUUCGGCCGGAUCGACAUGCAGCUCAAGCUCGUCGCCGGGAACUCCGCCGGCACCGUGACCGCUUACUACUUGUCUUCGCAAGGGCCAACUCACGAUGAGAUUGACUUCGAGUUCCUGGGGAACCUGAGCGGCGACCCUUACAUCCUCCACACCAACGUCUUCACUCAAGGGAAGGGCAACAGGGAGCAGCAGUUCUACCUGUGGUUUGACCCCACCAGAAAUUUCCACACAUACUCCGUCAUCUGGAAGCCCCAGCACAUCAUCUUCUUGGUAGACAACAUUCCUAUUAGAGUUUUCAAGAAUGGAGAGUCAAUUGGCGUGCCCUUCCCCAAGAACCAGCCCAUGAAAAUAUACUCGAGCCUCUGGAAUGCCGAUGAUUGGGCCACGAGAGGCGGACUGAUCAAGACAGACUGGUCGAAAUCGCCCUUCACGGCAUACUACAGGAAGUUCCAGGCCACUGCCUGCACCUGGUCCACGGGCUCGUCCUCCUGUGAGAUCGGACGGCCCGCUUCCUACUCUGGAUCCACAUGGAAAAUCAAUGAGCUCGAUGCCUAUGGCCGGAGGCGGCUCAGGUGGGUCCAGAAGUACUUCAUGAUCUACGACUACUGCGCGGACGGCAAGAGGUUCCCUCAAGGCAUCCCAGCCGAAUGCAAGCGCUCGCGAUUCUAGAGAAGAAAAAGAGGGAAAUCAACGUGUUCGAAUGGAAGGUCGCUCGGCAGUAUAUAGUUAAUGCAUUCUUUCGUUUCGUUUCGCAUGUUCAAGUCAUGAAUUUCUCGUGAUGUCUUGAUUCCAGGGGGAAAAUAAAAAAAAAAUGGCCUUUGUACAAUGUUUCUUGUUGAAAGUUGUUGGGGUGGGGCGCUGAAUAUUGCUCUGUAAAGCCACGGUUGUGACAUAAAGAUAUGUUUGUAGCAGUUUGUUCUACCUUGUGUAAUAAAACUUUGCAUUAUCUUUC
Molecule: messenger RNA, 1279 nt
Organism: Eucalyptus grandis
Lineage: Eukaryota; Viridiplantae; Streptophyta; Magnoliopsida; Myrtales; Myrtaceae
Product: xyloglucan endotransglucosylase/hydrolase 2
Exons: 3
Coding region: 106-996 (296 amino acids)
Biological process (GO): cell wall biogenesis; xyloglucan metabolic process
Cellular component (GO): apoplast; cell wall
Molecular function (GO): hydrolase activity, hydrolyzing O-glycosyl compounds; xyloglucan:xyloglucosyl transferase activity
Source: RefSeq, a predicted model, not a curated record